AUGCCUCGAAGAUAUGUGCGCAUAAACAACAAUACGGCUGCACCACCGCCACCACCACAACCAAAGAUAAACUCUACUGCUUUUCAGGCAACAGUCUCGGUUGCUAUCACUGCAGCGUUGGCUCACAUCCACAAUGGAAACAAUGGAAGUGGAAAUGGCCAAGGAACAGGAAGCUCUAAUCAUGGAAUGAAUCAAGUGCCUACAAAAGCAUGCACCUAUAAAGAUUUUUAUAAUGCGAAGCCCCAAACAUUCAACGGAACCGGUGGGGUGAUAACCUUAAAACGCUGGAUCGAGAAGACCGAGUCCGUCUUCGAAAUUUGUGAAUGUCCGGAAGAAAAUAGAGUGAAGUUUGUGGCCUGUAUGUUUGUUGAUCAAGCCCUAUCAUGGUGGAAUGGCCAUGUUGGGGCCUUAACAGUUCCAGUUGCAAAUAUCAUCUCGUGGGAGGAACUCAAGGAGAUGUUGUUGGCUGAAUAUUGUCCCCAUGGGGAAAUACAGAAGCUGGAACAGGAGUUAUGGAAUCUUACUGUGCAAAACUCAGAUAUUGAAGCCUAUAUCGCUAGGUUCAUCGAGCUGACACUUCUGUGUCCGGGAAUGAUAACCUCGGAGGGAAAGAAAAUCGAACGCUUUAUUUGGGGAACAUUAUUGCAGCCAACCUUGAAACAUUUGAUAGUGCAAAACGUUUAG
Molecule: messenger RNA, 684 nt
Organism: Lactuca sativa (garden lettuce)
Lineage: Eukaryota; Viridiplantae; Streptophyta; Magnoliopsida; Asterales; Asteraceae
Source: RefSeq, a predicted model, not a curated record